Messenger RNA from Dromaius novaehollandiae (emu), 10500 nucleotides. It is a transcript of the gene SLCO5A1, whose product is annotated as solute carrier organic anion transporter family member 5A1. Gene Ontology annotation, cellular component: plasma membrane. Bases 117 to 2279 code for a protein of 720 amino acids. The transcript has 9 exons. Gene Ontology annotation, biological process: sodium-independent organic anion transport; transmembrane transport. Gene Ontology annotation, molecular function: protein binding. NCBI's taxonomy places the organism in Eukaryota, Metazoa, Chordata, Aves, Casuariiformes, Dromaiidae. The record is from RefSeq and is a predicted model, not a curated record.
GGAGCUGCCCCUCGGGGGCGCCCCCGCGGGCGCCGCCGGCCGCCGCGGUGCCGGGGCUGCCCGGCAGAGCGUGCCUGCGGGCCGCGCUGGCCGACUCGCGCUUCUUCUUGGUGUGCAUGUGCUUCCUGACCUUCAUCCAGUCCCUCAUGGUCUCCGGCUACCUGAGCAGCGUCAUCACCACCAUCGAGAGGAGAUACAGCCUGAAGAGCUCGGAGUCGGGGCUGCUGGUCAGCUGUUUCGACAUCGGGAGCCUGGUGGUGGUGGUGUUCAUCAGCUACUUCGGGGGGCGCGGACGGAGGCCGCUCUGGCUGGCCGUAGGGGGCUUCUUCAUCGCGCUGGGGGCUGCGCUUUUCUCGUUACCUCAUUUCAUCUCUCCGCCGUACCAGAUCCAGGAACUGAACUCCUCCGUCAGUAACGAGGGCUUGUGCAUGACUGGCAAUAACACCGCCAAGGAGCCGCUGGAUUCACCGGCCUGUGCCAAGGACUCUGGCGGAAACGAUCACUCCCUCUAUGUAGCUUUAUUCAUUUGCGCCCAGAUCCUCAUUGGCAUGGGCUCGACACCCAUCUAUACCUUGGGACCAACCUACUUAGAUGACAAUGUCAAGAAGGAAAACGCCUCGCUUUACCUAGCCAUCAUGUAUGUAAUGGGAGCACUUGGUCCUGCAGCUGGAUACUUACUAGGAGGAGUUCUUAUUGGUUUCUAUGUUGAUCCUAGAACAACCAUUUAUAUUGACCAGAGUGAUCCUCGAUUCAUUGGAAACUGGUGGAGCGGAUUUCUCCUUUGUGCCAUUGCAAUGCUCCUUGUGAUAUUUCCAAUGUUUACCUUUCCAAAAAAGCUCCCUCCUCGGCAUAAAAAAAAGAAAAAGAAAAAGAAGAUGAACUCUGAUGAUGUUUCAAGUGAGGAUGAAGUCAUGAAAGAGAAAACAAAUAGCAAAAUGCAAGCAGACAGUGCAGUUCCUGCCUCUAUGGGAUUUGGAAAGAAUGUUAAAGAGCUUCCAAGAGCAGCUGUCAGGAUCUUAAGCAACAUGACAUUCCUUUUUGUGAGUUUGUCAUACACAGCUGAGAGUGCCAUUGUUACAGCUUUUAUUACCUUCAUUCCCAAGUUCAUCGAGUCACAGUUUGGCAUCCCAGCUUCCAAUGCCAGCAUCUACACUGGUGUGAUUAUUGUCCCAAGUGCUGGUGUUGGUAUUGUCCUAGGCGGCUACAUUAUAAAAAAGCUGAAACUUGGUGCGAGAGAGUCUGCAAAGUUGGCUAUGAUCUGCAGUGGUGUGUCUUUGCUGUGCUUUUCCACUCUCUUCAUUGUUGGAUGUGAAAGCAUUAAUCUAGGGGGGAUAAAUAUACCUUACACAACUGGUCCCACUCUUGCCAUGGCCCACAGGAAUCUGACUGGGAGCUGUAAUGUUAACUGUGGAUGUAAGAUUCAUGAGUACGAGCCUGUCUGUGGAUCAGAUGGAAUAACAUAUUUUAAUCCUUGCCUAGCGGGCUGCAUCAAUGGUGGAAACCAUAGCACAGGGGUAACAAAUUAUACAGAAUGUGCCUGUGUCCAAAGUCGCCAAGUUAUUACUCCACCAACGGUGGGCCAGCGCAGUCAGCUUAGACUGGUCAUUGUCAAAACCUACCUGAAUGAAAAUGGCUAUGCUGUUUCUGGGAAGUGUGAUCGAACCUGCAAUACACUUAUCCCAUUCCUAAUAUUUCUUUUCAUAGUUACCCUUAUAACAGCAUGUGCCCAGCCAUCAGCAAUCAUAGUGACACUCAGGUCUGUGGAAGAUGGGGAACGGCCCUUUGCACUAGGAAUGCAGUUUGUUUUAUUACGAACUCUUGCUUACAUUCCCACUCCAAUUUAUUUUGGGGCUGUUAUUGAUACCACAUGCAUGCUUUGGCAACAGGACUGUGGCGUACAAGGAUCUUGUUGGGAAUACGAUGUCACCUCAUUUCGUUUUGUCUACUUUGGAUUGGCAGCUGGUCUCAAGUUUGUGGGAUUCUUUUUUAUUUUUUUGGCCUGGUACUCCAUUAAGUGUAAAGAAGAGCAACUGCAGAGACAGAGGUGGAGGGCUUCACCGGUGAACACUGUGAGUGAGAUGGUAGGCCAAACUGGACCUCAGCAAAACUAUGCACGGACUAGAUCCUGCCCUACCUUCAGUUGUCGAGGAGAUCAGUGUGGAGACAUCAGUGUGGCACAAGGAAUGAAUUGCAUAGCACAGACAUACCCUGGCCCUUUUUCAGAAGCAAUAAAUUCCUCAAAUGAAAAUGCUUUGGAAGAAGUCACUGCUGAGAUAUAGACCCCUGGCUUGGUAAUGUAAUAUUUAGUUUUGUUGGUUGACUUAAAUAUGGCGCCUUGUGAAACACCUGUGCCUUCUAUUUUUAAUCUAAAUGUAACACAUGAUAAAACCAACAAAGCUUAUUGCAAACAACCAUGGUAUGUUUCUGAGGGCUGGAUACCUCAAACCAACCCAAGUUCUUAUUUCUCUUUGUAAUUAUUUCAGGUGUGUCCAUUAAAUGUCCAUGCACUAAUCUAAUAUCAAUGUAAGGGUGAGGUAUUAUGAACAGCAAAAGUCAGUGGAAGAGUGAAAAAAACUCAUAUCAUUGAUGUCUAGACUUCACAAAAAUUCUUAAAUGUAUCAUAACUUCACAUCCACAAAUCAUAUUUUUAAGAGAUGAGAAAUUACUGUGAGUUCUGCUACAAAGCACAACUGAACUUGUUUAAACUAUGCAACUUACUUGGAUAAUUGUAUGUGCAGCAAAUUAAGUUUAAAGUUUGCUUUUAAAAAACAUUACUGCAACUCAGUUUGAAAGGGGCUAUUUUCAGACAUACACAUUAGAUCAAAAAAGAACAUAAAGUUUAAAGUACUGUUAAUGACAUGUUAAGCCAUAAAAAAGUUAUGCAUCAGGUAAUGUUUGCAAAUAUUGAGGCAUAAGAUCUUUAUCCUGUUAAAACAUGCAUUAAUUUUCAUUUGAUAAUAUGCAGUAAUUCUUAACAAAGUACACAGGCUUCAAAAGUGUAAUGCUUGGAGUAAAAAACUUCCUUAUUAAUUUGUAAGAACAUUAAGAUAUAGGAAUCAUACACACAUACCAUAACAGAUAGUUGCAUAUUUCUGUAAUGAUAUAAACAGUUAUUUGGGUGAGCGUUGCUUACACCAAAUCCAUACUUUUCCUGAAGAAGAAAAAAAUCCAGUUAUAACUUGAUGGUUGUACUUCAAAAAUGCAUGCUGGUCUAGUUCAGCUUAGGUGAAAAAUCUCAAGAGAGCGCUAAUGGCUUCUUUUUGUGACUCACCUGCUGUUUGGGGCUUUGCAGCCUCUCGCUGAGAGCAGAAGGUGCAGGGAGGGAAGUGAGGUGGCAUGGCUUGCUGGCAGGCCUGAUCUGAGAAUUGAUUCAAGGGUGCUGGAAACAGGUUUGCACUCAGCAGUGCAUAGCCCAGAGCUUCUCCCUCGUUUACCGGCACUGCCGCUGCAGUGCACUUCCCACCAGUGAGGAGGAGAGUGUUGCUGAGACUAGCGAGGGCUGUCUCAGACCCCUAGAUUGCCCCCAUUUCUACCCCAGCUCUGCCUGUCUCACCCCCUGAGCACCCUACCUCUGGGGUGCUGGCAGUGAGCCACGGGGAUGUUGCACGGCUUCCCUCCCUCAGUGCCUGCUCGUGUUUCUGAACAGCAUUGCACUCCCAUCGAGUGCAGUGCUGCAUUUUCUAAUGGACAGAUGGGUUUCUCUUCAAGUUUUAUCACUUGUCCCAUGUGUGGCUGCCUUUACUACUUUUCUCAGCUUCUUUUAAAGCUUUCUUUGAAGACAAAGUCUGAGACCGCUGUCCAACCUUCCAGGAGAAGAGCUAGGAAUAGAGAUUGUCUCCAAGCAUGGACUCAGGAGACAUGAUAUGGCAUUUGCUUAUUCCAACUUACUAUCAUGUGUUUUCUCCCCUGGAGACAUUGAGACUUUUUAAUCAAAUGUACUUAGCAUUUCAUAUCUUACUCUGGAGGCAUUGUCGUGCCCUUCUCAUGAUGUACUAAUGAUGUCUCAAAGGGCAGAGAAUGAUUUCAGGUGGACACCAGGAAGUCAAAGCUGUAUCUUGCCCUGCAGGGAACGUCUUAGAAAUUUCAGAAAUUAAAUGAAUUCUUUUAAGAGGAUUCAAUAGUGGGAAGACCUGAAUUUUGCUAUGUGGGGAGUGUGAAUAAAAAUAAAUAGGAGAGCAGAACUUCUAUGUAUUUUUGAACAGAGUAAAAAAUGUUUGGGAGGCUUUGGCAAUGUAAGAACAAUUUUGUUGUUUGUUUGUUUGUUUUUUUAAUUUACAAUUUGUAAGUUGAUCAAACAAUACAUGGAACCAAGUCCUGUUUCUGUUGAAGUUAAUGGCAAAACUCUCUUUGGCAUCCAUUGAUUUGACCUGGGAAGAACAGGGUUCCCUCUCCUCCUCCUCCUUUGCCAGCUGCCUUCCAUCGUUGACUGCUCUGCUUGACUGGUACAUGAAGUUACCCACCACACUGGUCCCAGAGCCUGCUUGAGAUGAUGACUAUUUAUCACGGAGUGCAUCCAUUCAUUUAUGUCACUUCUGCUCUCUCUGUGGAUGCAAAUUCACAGAUGUUUCUAGCUUUUAUCUCUACUGCAGCAUGUAACAUGGAAGAAUAUUAUUGACUUUAAUGAGAAGUUUAAUACUUUCAGUCACCUCCUGCUAUUCUUUAGCUAUUAAUAGCUUUUUGGAGUCAAGCCUGAGUAUUUUUUUUCUCUUGUGCUGCCACUCGGCCCAAUACAUCCCCAGUCAGUAUGUGCAGUCUGGGACAUAACUUCUGUGGUUCUCCUCCCCAAGAAUAAAUUUUCUUGGUUCAAAAAUACUGGGUGCAUUUCUUUGGCUAUAGCAGAUCAGAGCAGAUGAUAAAAAUGGCUCCUUCUGCUAGAGUCUGGGAUGCUCCUUGCACCAAGAAAUUCCUGCCUUGGCAAAAUUUGAGGCAAAGUGGUAGGAGAGAGUGUAAGAAACCAACCCAUUUUAAUCAACAGAGGAUGAUGUGAAGAGAGACAAUCUUUUCCAAUACCUCAAAAAUAGAGCAUUUAGAGAAUCAUAAAAGGCUGGAAUUGAUUCAUCUGCUCUGUUUCUAUUCUCUUUUAUGCCUUCUGUGGGCUUCUGCUCCAUAGGAAUAAAAAGUGGGAGCAGAUGAGGCUUGUUGGAUCUUCAGGAACUAACACUGGUCACAGAGGAUAAGAGUAAUAGAAGUGGCAGCUCUGCAACUGCUGCAGUUCUGAGCUAGUUUCAAGGGAAUUCAGUCAGAGCUGGUCAGAAUUGAGAAUUUAUUUUUCUGGAAAUCCUGAUGCUUCAAAUUCUAAAAAACAUUCUUUCUUAAGAGAAACUGGAAUGUAGAGGGAAAAAUGUUCACUCCAGAAAUACUGAAAAAGUCUUGUUUACAUACUUUCUAUAGCCUUUUAAUUUUGGCUUCAAAAUUAGAUGGAAAACAUAAAAUUAAAUAUAAAAAUUCUCCAGUAUUUUUUGUUAUAAAUAAUUAUGACAAUAUAAAUAUAUUCCUACAAAAUCAUUUCAUUAUGUCAGCAUCCUCUGAAGCAAAGAAAACUAAAACUCUGGCUAAUUUUUGACUAGUUCCUAAAGGAGGCUUUCUUAUGAACAAGAUACAACAGUCUAAUUUGAGCCAAUAAAGACAGGCGGGGAAAACACAUGAGCUUUUAGAGUAUUUCGAACAUUGUCAACAUUGAAAUAUGAACUGAGACCUGUUGAAAACACCUACUAAUUUUUGAGGUUAUAAUUCCCAGAGGAAGCAGAAUCAACAGAGAAGCUGUGUGCAUCCCUAUGAGAACUCACCAUCAGUGCUUGGUGGUAGACUGCCUCACAAGAAAAAAGCAUCUUUAUCUAUCAUCCAGUGGAGGCAAUCACACUGUCAUCCUGCCAUGAAACAAUCUGACCACAGACUGUAAAAACCAAGAUCUUCAAGUCAUUCUGGUUUCAGUUUAAUCUCAUCAUAACUUCUGCCACCUUCCCUCCCCACCCCAUGCACUAAAGCUAGAUUAUCAACAAGCACAAGAAAGUUAAAGCAGGGCUUCUGUUCUCCCAUGGUCUGUUACUAGUAGCAAAACCAAGUUUUCUACCUCCAGUUAAACAGUCAUGAAUAAUGUGGAGCAACAACAUCCAGAGAUUAAUUACAAGUCCACGAAGAGCCAUCAUGUCAUCAUAAGGACAACCUAUUUUCCUCUUACACCAGGUGUUCAUGAUAUGGAGUGAAGGACAUGAGAAGUGCCCCCAGUACAUGGACCUGGCUGAACAGACAGUCAUCCCUGUUUAGUCUCCCAUGCACCAUCAGAAAAGUGGUGCGUAGAGCUUUCAGGGAUUGUGGUCGUGUCAAGAAUAUCUGAAGAGUGGGACACCGUAUUUAUGAAGUCUAGGCAAAGUCCUGCAUUUUGGUCCUCUUUUCCCCAUGCACAGAUUAGAUGUAAUGUGGUAUAAUUUGGAAUUGGUGGCAUUUUAUAAGCUUUCAGUACAGCUUGAACAGUUACAGCAUAGCUUUCUGUAUCUGUAGAAUAUUAUGGUGCAAUUUAUAUUUAACUGGAAGAUUUCAAUUCUUUGACCAGCCACUGUAUGUUUAGAAAUGCAGGUACUGACAUGCAGUUCUUUAGAGCUUGCUGUGUUCCAAGUGAAGCAGGGGCACAAAUCCCCUCAUACAUUUCAGAGCAUUAGGUAUUCAUCCAUCAUGGCCCUGAUCCUGCAGAACACUUAAGUGUGUGUGUAAGCUUAUACACCUAAGUGAUGCACUUAAAAAUAAUGCACGCAAUUAAGUAUUGGACUGAAGCUCACAUACAUUCAGAAAAGUGUUCUCAAAAAGUAAUUUCCAUGCAGAGAUUUUUUUCCCAUGGAUUCAGAGAUAACUGUAAGCAGAACAGCACAAAGUAGCACUCAAGUACUUCCCUGUGGCAUUCACAUGUAGCUAUAUAUAUAUAUGUGUAUAUGGAUAUAUAUAGAGGAAAGCUUUUAGUUUCAAAUAUACUCAGUUCCAGGUAGCAACAUUUAGCAUUAUAAAUUGUAAAGCUUUUUACUAGAAUUCUAGCUAGGAUAAAGGAAUGUGGGAGAGAGGGAUUACACAGUGAAGGAAAUUAAUAUUCCACUUACAAAAGUGGAGGGCAUCCUGAGCAUAUCUGCACCCAGGCAGUAGAGUUAGCUCCAGAACAAGAGGUACAAGUCAUCUCACCACCCUGGCCAUAUGGAAGAGUGGCACAUCAUUGAAGUUAGACAUCUGGGCUCUGUGCAGUCAGGCCUUCUGUCAUCAAAGGUGUAGAUUAGGCACCUAAAUAAAGGCCACUUCGGCCCACCCUCUGCUGCUUAUGGAGGAUGCAUGACAACACAUUUAGUCUGGAUGUCUGACUUUUAGAGGACUAAUGCUAAAUGAGCUGAUUUCUCCUCAGCAAAUCCAGCUAGGGUAGGUUCAGAGCCAUGCUAACUACAGUAAAAUGUCAUCUAAUCCAGCCAGAGCUGGCUGCUGUCUGAUCAUUUCAGAUAACUAUCAAUUCUGCAUUGAAAUAUUUUCUGGACAUACCCAAAGACACGUGCUAGCUCUUCCAGCAAUGUUUCAGAAUUUCUGGCUGAAAAUCUAGGAGUUAUAUGGGAGGACAGUUUAGAUAAGGACAUCCUUCUGGCCUUAAAGCCUCUGAAAUUGCUGAAGUAAUGCUGUAGAUUCAAAGUCUGCCCUUUCACAGAAUUGGGACCUAGAUGUUCAGAUGACACAUUUUCAGUAUCCCACACGUGGACAGCGCAGACAGCACUAUCUGCUCCAUGUAACUCCAGGGAGCAUGGCUGGGAGGAAGUUCAGCACCUUCUGUACUGAUCUCGCAUGUUUUUCCCCAAAUGCCUGACUUACUGCUGCCUUACUACACUUUCUGUGUGUAAUACCACAGAUUUUGCUGGUGGUAUAUUGACAUAAAACUGGUAAUAAAUAGGUCCAAAGUGUCUUACUGCUAUUUGGGUGCCAGAUUGUCAGCCUCAUCAAUAUAAUGACAAGACUGAAGAACUGGCCCAGUUCAUUGGAUUGGACACUGACAAGCUGCCACUUUAGCAAAUGUAUGUUAAGUAAGUGAUACCAAGUGCUUGUUCAGCUUUUGUACUCUGUUCACUGGUUAGUACUGCUUUUUUCAUAGACUGACGAAAACCUGCUUCCUUAACAAGUUUAUCCUUGUCUUUUCUCAAUAACAUCUUUUUUAUAAUGGCACUAGGGAAAGUCAUGUUGCAUUGUUUGGGUUCCCACAGCUGAAGUGAUCUACUUGUGGCUUCUCUCCACUGCUCUCCAGCGGGUCAAAACACCUAAUAACAGAGAUUUACCUGGACUGGAAUAUGAAUCGGGUAGCUUUGGACAGUGUUUGCCAGUUUUAGGAAAACCUGUAUUAACAUAUUUCAGUUUCCUCACAUAUUUGACUAGAUUUUAUGUAUUUUUAUGCUUUAAAGUAUUUAGAAGAUGGUAGUCCUCAUCAUGAUGGUAGAUUCAUUCUUUGGUAUAGAAUUAGGGCUUUCUUCUUAUAUCAUUUGUUUUCUGUAUAACAAUUCUAAAAGGUUAAAUGUAAAUCUUAUCAUAGAAUAGGGAUGGGGAAGCCUCAGCUUGGGACUGGAUGUAGCCAGAGUUCACAGGAUUCUUUUUCCCUACAUUGUUGUUGAAUCUCACUAAUACAUGUUACCAUGUGGCCAAAGGUUUGAAAGCCUACUCAGUCCUCAGGAAGGAAAUUUUCCCCAUCAUUUCCAUAGAACAUAUUAUAUAAAUUAAAGAGGACAGCUGAUAAUAUCCAUAUUCAUAUACUGUUAAUAACUGUAGUUUUUAGCAGAAACCCAUAAGCCUCCAAUCCUUCGGAUAAGCUAUUUUCUAUUGACUUAAGAAAGCCUUUUAACCACAGGCCUAAUUUUGUAAGUUCAAAGUAGCUCUGAACUUUUCUCAUUUUCAAGUGUUUAGAUGCUUAUCCAUUCAAGUUCAAUUCUACUGUUCUGAUUAUUGCAUUAUCCAUUGUCUAUAGUGUAUUUUCUGUUUUUUUCUAUCUCAAACCAGUUGUCACAAUGUUAUCCUGUAAUAAGAUUUUGUCCAUAAUACAGAAUAGGUGGAAGGCUGUGGAAUUCGUGAAGGGCUACAAGAAGUAUCCAAAAGAUUGUUCAGCUCAAGGAAGAAUGAGCCAGCUCAAUAAGCUUUUAACAAAUGACUAAACAACACUGUGGUGCUAAUAGAUACUGAAGUAUUUUGUGGUGUAUUCACUAUGAUUUAAAUGCCAUAUUUAAGGCAUGUCAAUGAUGCAAAUGCAUGUGCUUUUAUUGUUAAAGUCUGGAACUGUUCCAGCAAAGACAGUGUUCAUAAUUCCUAAUGUACCAAUUCCUACCUAGCCCUUCUGUGGGAAAGUCAUUUCAGGAAGCAGUACAGGAUUUGGCCCAGCGCUAAUAACUAAAGUAGAAGCUAUAUAGGCUAAAGCAAUCCAACAUAGGAUGUGUUCAUCUUCCUGUAGAAUGUUACUUUAUUUAGUGGCUUUACUUAAGCAGACACUGAAAAUAAAUUUUAUAGGAAUGAAGAGAAACACUGGGCUAAAUUCUGGGGCUUCUUAUCCAAGCAGGCUCCUACUUUCAUCAGUAAAUGUUUGAAUUAAAUUGAGGAUUCAAAUUUAAAAUAUUAAUAUUCUUCCAUGAGAUACUAGAAGGAAGGGGGUAGAAUAAGAGCAAGUUCUAGCUCCAACAAUGGAAAAAGGCCAAAUCAGCCAACUUUCAAGUAAGCCAGGAUUUAAAACUGAUGGUUUUGGUUUUAACAAAUAAGAGACAAUAUGUCACCCUUACAUUUAGAAUUCUGACAGGACGUUAUUUUGUGGUGGUGUGUCUGGACUGCUCAUUCAGAGGAGGCAUUCAUGGUCUUCAUAGCACUAAGACUGCACCUCAGACUGAUGGGUCAGAAAUUUUACCUCUUUAACAAAGGUGUUUGGAAACAGCACUUUGUGAAGGGAAAUUUCAAAAUAAAAAGUUGUACAAAAUCAUCCUGAACUGAAUUUCUGUACAAAAGUGAAUUUGGAAUCACUGUGAUGCACAUUUCAGUGAAGACUUUCCUCGUAAAGGCCUGCUCUUUGCCCCCCUGGAGCAAAUGGGAGUUUUGUCCUUGGCUGCAGUGCGUACCUCUACCAAAUGAUUUAAACAGAACAGCAACAAAUUAAUGUGGGUAGUAUGUUAGGAGCAUGGAGUGGGCACACUGCCCGUAACUGUUCGGUUUUAAAAAAUUGGUUAUUAAGCAAAUGUGUAGAGUAUUAAGGAAAUUUGUAGAGUAUGUAUGAUUGUAUGAAUGCGUGGGUGCUGUGCUGUGAUAAAAAGAGACUAACUGGUUUAUGCAUUUUUUUUUGCAUACUGUAGGCUCCUUUGUGGGGAUUUUUAAUUGAUAUUUAUUUCUCAGCAGAGCUUAGAGUAAUUUUAAAGCUGUAUAAUACAUUGUUUAAUGAAAUCUAUUGUCAGCAUCUGUUGUAAACGUGUUUACAAAACAAACUCUUGAAUACUUGAUAUUUGAAAAUAAAAAAUAGCAUAUCAA